Messenger RNA from Chroicocephalus ridibundus (black-headed gull), 1318 nucleotides. RefSeq names its product crystallin beta B3 (gene CRYBB3). Gene Ontology annotation, biological process: lens development in camera-type eye; visual perception. The coding region runs from base 548 to 1270 and encodes 240 amino acids. The transcript has 6 exons. The record is from RefSeq and is a predicted model, not a curated record. NCBI's taxonomy places the organism in Eukaryota, Metazoa, Chordata, Aves, Charadriiformes, Laridae. Gene Ontology annotation, molecular function: structural constituent of eye lens.
UUUUUAUAUAUUUUCCGGGCAAGCGGCUUCGUAUUCCAAGGAAAGAUGAAAAUGUGAAAAGGAGCUGCAAUAAGAACGGGCUCUAUCAAAGCACUGGCCGCGCUGGGCUCUUUGGUUGGUACGAGUGUCAUUUGAACGAUGGCAAUAGAUGAGCUCGCCCUGAGCUGCGCUGCCAGCGGCACUUCAUGGGUAGCUUUACAUGGCGAAGACCCUGAUCCCACCCCACCUCCCCUCCCCUUCGUGGGAGCCGUGCGGCAUUGCAGGGGUGGGCUCCGAUGUGGGGAAAAAACCAAUGUCCAUUAGAGGACUGGCCUUGGGGUAUCCCCCCGCGGCUUCCCCAGGAUCGUCGGUGCCGGGCUGGGCGUGAAGAACCUCCCCGUGAACAGCUCGAACGCGCGGUACCCUAGGGCAAAUUGCAGCAGAGAGCUCCAUCUGGCGCUGCUGCGGCCGGGACGGGUUUCUGGCCAUCUGCCCAUCCCCCCAAACUUCCAGUUUUGUCCAAGCCGGCCCAGUGGAGUCACUUUUUGACAAUUUUGGUAAAUGCUUCAUGUCUAGUUCUCGGUUUCAGGCUGAGGCGCCCUCAGAGAGGGUGGAAAACCCUGCAAGAGCGGUACUGGACGGAGAUGCGGGCACAAUGACUGAGCAGCAAAGUCCCCCCGAGCAGAUGGCGACUGGGGAGGGUGCUGGCGAGCGAGUUGGCAAUUACAAGAUCACGAUCUACGAGCUGGAGAAUUUCCAGGGGAAAAAGUGCGAGCUGACGGAGGAGCUCCCCAGCAUCACCGAGAAAGAGCUGGAGAAGGUGGGCUCCAUCCAGGUGGAGUCUGGCCCGUGGCUGGGCUUCGAGCGGCAAGCCUUCGCCGGGGAGCAGUUCGUCCUGGAGAAGGGGGACUACCCGCGCUGGGACUCCUGGUCCAACAGCCACAACAGUGACAGCCUCAUGUCCCUCCGCCCCCUCCAGAUCGACAGCCCCGACCACAAGAUCCACCUCUUUGAGAACGUGGGCUACACCGGGCGGAAGAUGGAGAUCGUGGACGAUGAUGUCCCCAGCCUCUGGGCCCACGGCUUCCAGGACCGCGUGGCCAGCGUCAGGGCCCUGAAUGGAACGUGGGUGGGCUACGAGUACCCCGGCUACCGGGGCCGCCAGCACGUCUUCGAGAAGGGCGAGUACCGCCACUGGAACGAGUGGGACGCCAACCAGCCCCUCAUCCAGUCCGUGCGCCGUGUGCGGGACAUGCAGUGGCACCAGCGGGGCUGCUUCGAGAACAGCUGAAGGACACCCCAGCCCCGCGCUGCCCCCGCUGCCGGGGGGGGGCUGACA